Molecule: messenger RNA, 1479 nt
Organism: Tetrahymena thermophila SB210
Lineage: Eukaryota; Ciliophora; Oligohymenophorea; Hymenostomatida; Tetrahymenidae
Exons: 1
Source: RefSeq, a predicted model, not a curated record
UUCAAUCAAAAUUUUAUAUAAUAAGAAAACAAAAAAAUAAAGGUUUUGUAAUUGAUUGACCACAUAGAAUAAUAGAGUCAUUAUAAUAAUCAAGCAAAUAUAUAAAAAGACAAAAAAUUUAACCAAAUCAAACUAACAACUAUAUAUUUUAAAUUUAUCAUUAAUUUGAGUAUUGUUUUAAAAGAACACUCCUCUAACAAUUAAACUGCUAGUAAUAUGAAGAUGUUUAUGGAGGAAGAAGAUAUUUGUGAUGAUUUGAGCAAGACUAAAUCAUUAAAAUGUAUAAAUUCAUCAAAAAACAAAAGCAAAGUUAAGUAAGAAGACGAUGAAGAAUAUAACAGUAAUAACUAAAUCCUUGUGGCUAAGGAUUAUGAAAUUGCUUACAGAGAUGAUAAAAGUAAGUUUAUGUAUCAGUUGUUCCUUAAUAAAAUGCAAUAAAAACUCUCGCAUGUUAUUAUUUUUGAUCUCUUGGUUGAUCUUGACAGUGGAGCAUCAAUUUAAGAACAGCAAGAUGAGUAUUUCCGUGGCUUUGACCUUUUGCAUAAUAUAAAACCUGUUUAUAAGGUCGAAAAAAAAUGCGGCUAUGUUAGUUUCCAUAUGCCUGAGAAGGAAAUCCCAGAUAUAGAUAUAAACUACAGCAUUUAAUUACUGGAAUCUCAACAAUCUGCUAAGUAUAAAGAGUUUGCUGAAAUGCUUCGCUAAAUGAAUAUCAAAUAAGCUAUUUUUAGAGAUAUAAUCACAAGAAUAUUAGAAAGGAAUAAUUAUAAUAUGGAAUACAUGAUGAAGAUCAAAUAGUAAAGAUAAGAAUAUAUGUAGAAUUACUCAUAAGAAAAAUUCAUGACAAAGUAAGACAGUUCGUAAGACCUCUUUGUUAAUAUAGCAGGAUAUUCAUUUUGUAUCAUUAACAAGUCCAUGCAUCUUUCUUACCUUUCAAAAUCUAAAGAAUUGAUUUACCUUUUAGGUGCUGAUGAAGAUCAAUAAGCCAGAGUCGCUCUUAAAAAGAGUUAGCUUGAUAUGUUCAGCUACGACUCAAGAGCUGUUAUCUAAUAAGUAUACAUGAAUUACAUUCUUCAUGGUAAAACUACUUAAUUUGAAUAAAACUUCAACCUUUUAUCAUACGAUAACAUCUCCAUAUACUGUCCAGCUGAGUUUAAAGUGUGCCAAAUCAAAUAUCCACCAGAGCUUUAAUAUGAUCCAGAAAUCCAGUGUGAUGAUUUUAUAGUGGUUUCUCAAUAUGAUAUCUAGCCUUUCUAAGUUUAGAAAGUUUUGGGAAUAAGAAAACAGUUUGAUGAACUACAAAGAUAUAUGCAAACAUUUGACUAAGACUUCGAAUACAGCAUCUAGAGUGAAAAUUUCUUGUCUAAAUUUUAUAAAAAAGUAUUGAAAAAAAUACACAAAAGAGAUAAAAUCCAUGAAAUGAAAGAAAGAGAAAUAAAAUCAAGGACAUGUGGUUAUCGCCAUCUCAACCAAUCAAAAUGA